Molecule: messenger RNA, 1014 nt
Organism: Hyaloscypha bicolor E
Lineage: Eukaryota; Fungi; Ascomycota; Leotiomycetes; Helotiales; Hyaloscyphaceae
Product: amidohydrolase 2
Exons: 2
Coding region: 1-1014 (337 amino acids)
Biological process (GO): secondary metabolic process
Cellular component (GO): cytosol; cytoplasm
Molecular function (GO): carboxy-lyase activity; hydrolase activity
Source: RefSeq, a predicted model, not a curated record
AUGGCCCAUUCGGGGAAAAUCGACGUCCAUUCCCAUUUCCUUCCACCAUUUUACCGCAAAGCAUGUCUGGAGAAGGGACAUGGAAUGCCAGAUGGAAUGCCAGCUCUCCCAGAAUGGAGCGAAGAGACGCAUCUCGAGUCCAUGAGAGAUAAUUCCAUCUCAAAAUCCAUCAUUAGCAUCAGCUCACCCGGAACCCACCUCGUCCCCGGGGAUAAGAUUUAUAACGGCAACCUUGCACGGCAAUGCAAUGACUUCGCGAAUUCCCUUGUCGGAAGACACCCAGAGGAGUUUGGAUUCUGGGCGUCACUUCCACUGCCAGACGUUGAAGGCAGCCUUUGCGAGAUCGCCCGUUCGAUCGGUGACCUCAAUCCUGUCGGCUUCGUACUGGAGACCAACCACCAUGGGACCUACCUCGGUGAUCCCUCGCUAGAUACCGUCUUCAACGAGCUGAACCGGAUCAAAGCAACCGUUUUCAUCCACCCAACCACACCCUGCUGUAAACACACCGGAGAUGCCAACGGCCACGAGCAUACAGCCAUAACAUUCCUGCCCAAAUUCCCGAACCCAAUGUUUGAAUUCAUGUUCGACACCACACGCGCACUAAUCAACCUCUUUUCAUCCGGCACAAUAUCCCGAUGUCCAAACAUAACCUUCGUCAUACCCCACGCGGCUGGCGCCUUACCUCCCAUUCUCCAGCGAUUUAGCAGCAUAAGCAACAUGCUCAUGCGCUCCGAGCUUGACUUGAGCUCCAAAACCCUGAAGGAGACGUUCAGACGGCAAUUCUUUUUCGAUCUUGCUGGCUUCCCGUUUCCGGAUCAGAUUCAUGGAUUGCUUAGAAUUGUCGGACCAGAUAGGCUGCUUUAUGGGAGUGAUUAUCCGUUCACGCCGACGCAGAGAGUGAAGGUGUUGGCUGAUGAUAUGAGGGAAGGGUUGGAAGAGAUAUUUGAGGAUGAGGCGGUGAGAGAGGGGAUUUAUAGUGGGAAUGCGAGGAAGUUGUUGGGUGCGGAAAUGUGA